Trichomycterus rosablanca is the source of this 1875-nucleotide messenger RNA. Its product is annotated as interferon-induced protein 44-like. Gene Ontology annotation, molecular function: GTP binding. NCBI's taxonomy places the organism in Eukaryota, Metazoa, Chordata, Actinopteri, Siluriformes, Trichomycteridae. The record is from RefSeq and is a predicted model, not a curated record. Gene Ontology annotation, biological process: immune response. The transcript has 8 exons. The coding region runs from base 132 to 1496 and encodes 454 amino acids.
CAAAGGUUCACAUAAGGUGGUGGCUGUUUGGCUUAACGGUUCUGUUCCUAAAAACUGAACUUUAUUCGGACUAACAGCAACCUGUCAAAGGCCUCAAGAUAUAUACAUAAGUGGAUUUUGGAGCAGGUGUCAUGGCUUCUCUUGCUUCUUCUUUGACUGAAGACCAGAAAAAACAGAUCUGCUCCUUGCUGGGGAAUGCUGAACUGACGCUCCUGUAUAAAGCCAGUGUUCAUGGAUACGCAGCUUCAGCUUUUCAUCAGAGAUGUGACAAUCAGGGCCCAACGCUUGUUGUGGCCUAUAACUACUCAGGCUACGUCUACGGUGGAUACACUAGUAAAGAUUAUGCUCAAACAGGGCAGUAUAUUAGUGAUGACAAGGCUUUUAUUUUUAGCUUCCAACAAGGCACGACUCCUGUUCGUUUUAUGGUUAUGACUCUGUAUGGCGACAAGGCUCGAUAUGAUGACCAUCAGGGUCCUCGCUUUGGAGAUGAUAUGUAUUUUUUAUACAAUAACAAAGCACGGGUGUGCACGUCUCCUGGAAAUGUCUACAUGUUUGAUGUUGCUUCACUGUGUGGAAAUAACAAUCAGCUGACUGAAUGUGAGGUCUAUAAGGUAACAGAGGCCUCUGUACAACCUGAAAUCAGUGUUGAGAAGAAACCAUGGAGGAAUAUUGUGUGGACAGCUGAAAGAAGAGCAGAGCUCAUGGAAUCAAUAACGAGCUACAAACCCCUGAUGAACAGUGUGACCAGAGUCAGAAUUCUACUGAUUGGUCCUGUUGGUGUUGGGAAGUCCAGUUUUUUCAACUCUAUCAACUCUGUCUUUAGGGGUCAUGUGACCAGUCAAGCCACUGCUGGAUUUUCAGGCGUCAGUGUAACAACACAGUUACGCACCUACACAGUGAAGGCUGGCCAUGAGGGAAGUGCAUUACCAAUCAUUUUGUGUGACACUAUGGGAUUAGAGGAGUUAUCCGGUGCUGGACUUGACAUUGACGAUAUCAGCAACAUCAUUAAAGGGUACAUACCAGACCGGUACAAGUUUAACCCUACAUCAGCGUUUCAGCGAGAUGAGCAUGUGGAAAACAAGUCUGUGACUCUGCAGGACAAAAUCCACUGUAUUGUGUAUGUGCUGGACACCUGCAAAAUAGCCCUCCUGCCCAGUAAAGUGGAGGAAAAACUCAGUGCCAUUCGACGGAGAGUUAAUUCACUGGGAAUUCCUCAGAUUGUUCUGCUCACUAAAGUGGAUGAGGCGUGUCCCCUUGUGAGAGAAGACGUACAGAACAUCUACCUCAGCUCCUACAUCAGAAAAAAGUGCCAGGAGGCGAGUUCUUGUGUUGGUGUGCCUGUGUGUAAUAUAAUCCCAGUGAAGAACUACAGUCAGGAGUUUGAACUGGACCUAAACGUUGACAUCCUGCUUUUAACUGCAGUGCAACAAAUGCUUCGCUAUGCAGACAACUACUUCGAAGACAUCAGUUCUGCAGAAAACAUGGAUGGCUUUUAGUUAAAGCUAAAGCUGGAUAGCUAAAGCUAUUAUGCAGUUAUAUUGGGGAGGGGUGGCGUUAUCUUUCUGCUACAAUGAACACAAAUCAUACAAAAAUAAAACAGGCAGAACCCAAACAUUACCAAUACAAGAGCCAGAGAUUUAUUCAUCAUAUAGUUAUUUCUCAUGUUAACUGGAACAGGACAGUGUCAUAACACCACAGCUCACACAGACACGUUCUUCUGUGCUUCAUAACCUAGUAACUCACCAUAACCAGAUUUAGGGACUGAAUAUUGCACUUAAAAUGAGUCAAUAUUUAACUAAAGCUUGGCAGCACAGAAUUUUAGAAAUGACACUUUUUUGCAAAUUAACAAAAAUAAAAAAGUUAAUUAACAAUAAA